Messenger RNA from Liolophura sinensis, 1633 nucleotides. Its product is annotated as cyclic nucleotide-binding domain-containing protein 1-like. The transcript has 14 exons. The coding region runs from base 39 to 1613 and encodes 524 amino acids. The record is from RefSeq and is a predicted model, not a curated record. Lineage: Eukaryota; Metazoa; Mollusca; Polyplacophora; Chitonida; Chitonidae.
CGGCAUUUACGUGAGCCGAAUUAGCAAACUUUCCCAAGAUGCAGGAUAUUUUGCACAGUAAAGUUUCAGCAGUUAUUGAGCGAAAAAUGGAAUUAGCUCGAGUGGAAGCGAAACGACACCCUCAUAAACAGUGGGGGGAACGAGACAAACGAAAAGUACAACACACACUGCCAAAGAUUGAAAAUAUUCCAGUUAUAAAUUACGACAAGCUCAAGUGGCUGUGUUCUAUUGAUGGAUUAAGGAGUGGAACAAAUGAAAAAACAACUGAUGAAGCCCAUCAGCUUUUUAUGAAAAAUGUCCAGUCUAUGUUUGUCAAGCCUCCCAAAAAGCAUGGUCUCCCAAUCCAUUCAGAGAAAAGAGGAGUUGCCAGGGCUUCAGCAGCGAGUCUGUGCACAUCACGAGGAACAGUGAAGGCUGUUGCCCAAGCACCUGAUUCUAAAACAGUCACGGUUCCUGUGCAAAAGCCUCUGGCAAUUGACUCCGUUUCCCAUGAUGUCAGGGACCACCUUCGCUUGUUACAUAAGGAGCGAAAAAGUGAAGACCCCGAAUCUGUAAAGGCUGAAAAUCUAAAGACUGUGAGAAAACUUCUGAGGAAGCUCCCCUUUGACAGGACAACGGCAGACAACGAUAAGAUAUUUAACGUGAUGAAGACAUUUGACUUACUGAUUGAUGUGAUCCCGGAGAGUACGUUACGAGAGCUUUGUGCUGUAGCCAUGCUGGAAACACGGAAAGGGGAGAACACCACAGUAUUUGGCACCAUGGGUAUCCACGUGAUAUUACGAGGGACUGUCAAGCCUCAGACAUACCCAUAUGUAUGUACUACACCUGAACCUGACAUGUUUAGGUCACCAACACCGAUCUCCACAGACACAGAUGAAACGCUUACUGUGGGGAGCUGCUUUGGAACAUUGAAAAAAGUUGAAGGACGGGAACCAAAUUCAAAAAUUCUGAGUGUCGUCACCACAGAGCAGAAUUGUGAAUUUUUCAAAGUGACAACUUCUGAUUAUGCCAGAGUUAUAGAGCAAAUCCAUCACAGAGAACAGACAGAAAAAGUGAAUUUAUUGAUAUCUUGUGGCAAUUACAAACUAUGGCCCAGACAACCGUUGCUGAAGGUGGCAGACUUGAUAGAAUGGAUGAAAUACCCUGCCAACACCAUUCUGGUGAGUGAAGGAUACAAAGCUCCUUACUUGGCCUUCAUACGAACUGGAGAGUGCCAUGUUCUGAGGCAGGUUGAUGUCAUUGUUACACUGAAGAAUGGCCGCAAGGAAAAGAAAUCCAAACAGGUUGUAAUGGGGAAACUGAAGACAUCAGAUUCUUUUGCCGAGAUUAGUUUGCUGAAAAGGGAGCCUAUCACAUGUUCUGUAGUCACCGCAACGCCAGUGCAGCUGGGGGUCAUCACACCUGACAAGGUCGAAGAGCUAGAUGAUGUAACCAGGCAGUUGUUUGUACAGUCUAACGAGGAAACAUUUGGGAAACUUACAAAGGAUGACAUUGAAGAGGAGUAUAUUAACCAGGAGUUGAACAGAGAGUGGAAUGAAUUCAAGCAUAACCUUGUUGUUGACGUCAUCAAUUCACAUGGAAUUCUGCCUGGCUAUGGCAAAUGGUCUAACUGAGAUCAGUGUACAUCACAGGA